CGAAAAUUUAUAAAUAAAUAGAAAAAGUGAGAAAAGAUUAAAUGUAUUGUUUGUAUAAUAAUGUAUUGUUUUGUAAAAAAAAUUAGAAGAUUUACGUAAUUCAUCAAGCUGAUGAGUAAUUACUCCGUAACCUCAAAAAGAAAGUGAAGCCGCAUAACCUACCAACCUCUGUCGAGCUGUCUCAAAAAAAUAAAUAAAAUAAGAAAAAAAAUUGUUUACAACGUACGUCACUAAAAUCAGAAUAAGGUUAUGAUACAGCGAGAUUAGGAGAAAGCUGUUUUUCUUGAUAGCAAACAAUGGCAUCGCCAAUAAAAUUGGAAACAAAUCCACCAACAACGAGUCAAACUGGAGCCAUACCUCCAUGGGAGCCCCACAGGAUCACCUACCUCAAACCAUCCUUCGACGUCACAGAGAUGGCCCUUGCAUGCCGCAGGGACCUUUGGCACAAGUUUAUCAUCUUUGACGGCGGUUUAUACAUGCGCAACGAAGUCCUGCGCGCAUUCAUAACUGCAUGCGAGCCGGCGCUCCUGGUGCCGAUUAUGUACACUAUCGAGGACAAGAAUAAAAGUACGUUUCUCGCGAAAUGCGGCGGCAAUGCGAUAGAAAACCUCGUAAAGCAGGGGAUGUGUAUAACGCUGCCCGGUGGCCAGGAGUUGCGCAUGGACAUCGUGCUGGGGUACCUUGGUGCGCAGGAGCUGCGGGUGAACACGAACAAGAUCAUAGCAGAGGCCUUGCAUGCUCGGUAUGAGCCGAUGAAGAAGGUGUUUAAUCUGGACGACUUCGAGAACGAGAAGGCCCUUGGUUCGAUAUUUUGCCCAAUCUCCAUUCCAAAGAUCUUUGAUAUGGUCCUGCGUUGCAGCAAGUUAGGCAUCAUAAGCAACAAUCGCGAGUCCCAGCAAACGCGACUGCCUGUGCGCGAGUUGAGCUUGAGGUACAACAAGCUCAGAGCCAUCAUCCUAUUCGACAAGUUCUUCAGCUACCAUCUGACCAAAUUAGACCUGCGACACAAUCAGAUCCUAGACGUGGAGUAUCUGCGUUACUUCUGCGAGUUUAAGAUAAGCGAGCUCUGGUUGGACGGAAAUCCACUGUGCACCAGGUACACCACCUCUCAGGAAUAUGUACAGGCGGUGAAAAACGUUUUCCCACAUUUGCAGAAGUUGGACGGGGUUGUCAUAGGGAUGGAACAGAAAUUCGUGCCGAACAUACAGAGUAAUUAUCUCAGUAAUGGAACGAAAAUUCCUCUGAUCAGGCAAUUUGUCAAGCACUUCUUCACGCUAUACGAUCAAGAGGAUAGAAUAGUAAUGCAUGGCCUGUACGAUAAAAACGCAUUCUAUUCCAUGACGUUUGGCGGUACAUCGAAUCACGUGCACAAAGAGAUCAUCAAAACGUUUUCCACAAAUAGAAAUCUGUUGAAAUUCGCCGACUACGCUAAGUGCCACGAGUUCUUGUUUUGGGGAUCUGAAAAGAUAAUCACCGCCCUGCAACGGCAACCACCGACGACGCACGAUUUCAAGACGUUUCACGUCGACUUGUUACACGAGGACGAUAAUCACUUAGUCAUUUCAGUGCAAGGGCUAUUUUCAUUUCGACUGGUAAUCUGUCCGCCUAUGCUAUUCAACAGAACCUUCAUCAUCAUACGAAAAGAAGACAAUGAAUACUGUAUUGUCAAUGAUCAGUAUUACAUCGAUAGUACAUUCACUAAUGCAGGUAACGAAGUAAAAUUCGAACCAAGACCCGUGCCUAAAUUUACUCCAACGGUGCUCAGUGUGUCGGAGAAAGAACAACUAAUUAGAUUUUUACAUGAACUUACCACAAUGAAUGUUCGACACUGUUACAAAUAUCUUGCGGAGGCGAAUUGGGAUAUAAAAAGUGCAAUCACUAUGUUUAUGAAGCAUUAUUCGGUCAAUGACGUUCCUCCACAAGCUUUUGAAUAACUAUACGAUGUUAGCUUUGAUAAUAUUGCAGAGAAUAAUUUUGUAAAGUAAAUAACAUAUGUAUAUGUCAUUUAUAAAAAAUACACAUAAAAUUUUGUAUCGUU
Messenger RNA from Solenopsis invicta (red fire ant), 2038 nucleotides. RefSeq names its product nuclear RNA export factor 2 (gene nxf2). Gene Ontology annotation, cellular component: nucleus. Gene Ontology annotation, molecular function: RNA binding; protein binding. The coding region runs from base 297 to 1934 and encodes 545 amino acids. The transcript has 2 exons. Gene Ontology annotation, biological process: poly(A)+ mRNA export from nucleus. NCBI's taxonomy places the organism in Eukaryota, Metazoa, Arthropoda, Insecta, Hymenoptera, Formicidae. The record is from RefSeq and is a predicted model, not a curated record.